Messenger RNA from Lycium ferocissimum, 936 nucleotides. Its product is annotated as protein PNS1. Gene Ontology annotation, molecular function: transmembrane transporter activity. The coding region runs from base 19 to 588 and encodes 189 amino acids. The transcript has 3 exons. Gene Ontology annotation, cellular component: membrane. Gene Ontology annotation, biological process: transmembrane transport. The record is from RefSeq and is a predicted model, not a curated record. NCBI's taxonomy places the organism in Eukaryota, Viridiplantae, Streptophyta, Magnoliopsida, Solanales, Solanaceae.
GAUUAGUGGUUUUGUGUAAUGCAGAUUAGAGGAGUCAGAUCAAAGAUUGGCAAGAAUGAGUGUCUGCUUUGCUGCGUCGACUUCCUUUUUCAUUUGGUUGAGACCUUAGUCCGUUUCUUCAAUAAAUAUGCUUAUGUCCAGAUUGCAGUUUAUGGUAAAAACUUUAAUCGCUCUGCAAGAGAUGCCUGGGAGUUGUUCCAAUCAACUGGGGUUGAAGCACUUAUUGCCUAUGACUGCUCUGGUGCUGUUAUAUUGAUGGGAACUCUUGUGGGUGGGCUGGUAGCGGGAACUUGUGCAGGAGUUUGGACAAGGAUCAAGCAUCCUGACAGAGUGAUGAUGGUUGGUUCUACUUCCAUGUUGAUGGGAAUGAUCGUGGUCGGACUGGCUACAGUUGUGGUGGAAAGCGCGGUGACAUCCAUAUAUAUCUGUUAUGCCGAAGAUCCUGUGUUAAUACAAAGAUGGGAUGCAGAGUUUUUCAACAAGAUGUCGGAGAUGCUCCACCAGCGAUUACAGCACAGAAGUUCACGGGCAACACAAGUAUUGACUAGCAGAUUCGACAGCCAAAUGCAAGAACCUGCUGCUGUCUGAAUUCCUCACUUUUAGAACAUUCAUGUCUUAGCUCCUUGUCUGCAUGUAUUAGUUUUUUUAUUGUUAAUAGGUCUGUAGAUAGAUAAAAUCCAUUUUGGUCUAUUUCCCAUCUCAAAGGGAAGGGAAAGCCUCAGUUUAAGAUGAUCCCAAAUAGCUUGUCUUUGAUUUGUUUUUGUUUGUUUUAAUUUAAAUUUCUUAGGUUUUAGAGUGAAAGGGAAGUGAACUUUGAAGUUUGUCCUCCAUCUUCACAACCCAUUUUGGGAAAUUGUAUUUGUAUUUAUGACUCAGGUAUAGUCUGUUUCUUUUAAGAUUGAGAUGUUUGAAUGUGAAUAAAUAGUUGAUUAUCAA